Messenger RNA from Venustampulla echinocandica, 465 nucleotides. RefSeq lists its product as uncharacterized. The record is from RefSeq and is a predicted model, not a curated record. NCBI's taxonomy places the organism in Eukaryota, Fungi, Ascomycota, Leotiomycetes, Helotiales, Pleuroascaceae. The transcript is spliced from 2 exons. The coding region runs from base 1 to 465 and encodes 154 amino acids.
AUGUCUUCUCAGUUUGAUAAGGGCCACAAUGUCCCCGUCUCUAAAAUGGAAGUUCCUGGCAAGCAAUACAAGAUGCCAUCGCCAGCCCCAGUCAACGACCAACUGCCCACCGAAAGCGGUGGCUACCAACUAUAUAAAGCCACAGGAAAAUUAACUGGCAAGAAAGCACUCAUUACCGGUGGCGAUAGUGGUAUUGGUCGAGCAGUAGCAAUUCUCUAUGCCAUGGAAGGCGCCGAGUCCAUCAUUGUCUACAAGCCCGAAGAAGAACAAGACGCACAGAAGACGAAGGAAUUAGUUGAACGGAAGGGCGGAGAGAUACAUCUCAUCCGGGCUGAUUUAAGGAGCCAUGAGACAUGUAAGAGUGUUGUGGAUAAGACACUUCAGAUCAUGGGACGGAUCAAUAUAUUGGUUUUGAAUCAUGGGUACCAGAUGAUGCAACAGUCUAUUGACGAUAUCAGCGAGUAG